CCAAACAACGCCCGAAGCGACCAUCGUAAACCUUCUAAACGACAGAAAUGUUUAGAAAGAUGUAACGAGAUAUAAAUAAAGGAAGAAAAUACUUGAUUUAAAUAUAAAUAAAUAGAAAAUUAAAUAAAACUACUGUUGAAAGAAAAAUUAUGAAAAAGAGGCGAGGAUGUUGCGCCUUACUCCAUCUCCGAGAAGAUAACGCCCGUUUCAUUCUCUUAUUUAUUCUCAUGAUUUUCUAUACGCUCUGUGGAGCAGGAUUGUUUAUGUUACUCGAACGCGAUAACGAGAUUAAAGAAGGGAAUAAAUAUUAUCGAAGGUAUGAAAAGUUUCUAGAGGAUAAUCAUGAAGUUAAUAAGACGGAGUUGGAUAUUUUACUUCGGUUGCACGCUGAAGCGGAUAGGACCGGGGUUUUGAAUGAUAAGCGGCCUAGAUGGGAUUUUGCGGGUGCUUUCUAUUUUGUCGGAACAGUUGUUUCAACAAUAGGCUUUGGCAUGACGACCCCUAGAACGACACCUGGGAAAGUUCUCCUCAUUUUUUACGGAAUUAUUGGCUGCUCAGGAGCUAUUUUAUUCUUUAAUCUGUUCCUUGAACGAAUUAUCACAUUUUUAGCUUAUAUCCUCCGAGCCAUCCAUGAUAUGGAAUUACGAAGAAAGGGUCUUUGGUCUGAAAGACGAAGAGGUUCUCAAGUUUCCGACGAUGAUUCGCUAGAUUCUUGGAAACCGUCUGUGUAUUGGGUUCAACUGAUUUUGUUACUAUCUGCCUGUACAGUAGCUUGUUGUGCUUCGGCCAUGUAUUAUCCCGUUGAAGAAUGGAGCUACUUUGAAUCAAUUUACUUUUGUUUUGUCGCUUUUGCUACAAUUGGUUUCGGCGACUAUGUCGUCUCGCAAAAAGCAACUUAUCAGCGCGUCCAUUUGUACAGAUUUGGUAAUUUCGUAUUUCUAGUAAUUGGAUGUUGCUGUGUUUAUUCUCUAGUCAACGUGACGUCAAUAGUGAUAAAGCAAGUGCUCAACUGGAUUAUCAAAAGGCUCGACUGUGCCGAUUGUACGUGCUGGUUAAAGCGGCAGAAUAAAGCCAGGGGUAGGAGGAACGCCAUAACGCCAGGCGCCGCUAAAAACAGGCAUAGAGACUUGGAAGUAGAUUCAAAUUAUGAUUCCGAGCUUGGAUCCAGAAGGGGAAGCAAUGAAAUGAUAUCAAUGAAAGAUUUCUUGCAAGCCAACAAAAUAUCAUUAGCCAUGAUGCAGAAGCAGUUAGCAGAAACUGCAAAUCGACACCAUCACAGGGAAUCCAACGGUUUACAGGGAGGUGUUGGUCCACUGGCUAUUCUCAAUAAGAAACUAGGUCAAGAGGACGCUUAGAAUAAGUUCUCUACGCCAAAUCGUAUCAAUUACACAAACGUUUUACGCCGGAUAUCGUUAAUUGAGAGUCAACAAAACUUUUCAAUGUACUUGUUAGCCAACAGUUGGCUAUUCCACGAAAAACAAUACUCUUCUUAAGUAGAUUUCUUAAUGUUAGAAAAAAACAACAACUUUAUUAAUUUAUUUCUCAUUUUACUACGCAGUCGCUUUCUUCUUGGAAACGCUAAACGAUUAACGGGACGCUACUGAUAGAGAGAUCUAGAAUGAGUGAGAGACGGCGUUGCUCUAAUUUAUCCUCUCUAUCAACUGUAAAUGUGAAAAUGGCUCCAAUUCUUCGCGGGAAAUUGAACCCAAUAAAUGAGGUCAUAUUGAUAUCUGUUAGCUUGACAUUCAAGCAAAACAGCAGAGGUGGAAAACACUGUAAACACAAACAUCUCAACCUGUUAGUCAAACUCUCGAUAAUAUAUAACAUUUAAUCGGAUAAAUACACCUCCCGCAAAGCUCGUCAGAAAGAGAAGGGGAGAAGAGAAAGAAACAUAAAAAAUGGUUAAACGAUGGAAUAAAAAGACGAAAUAAGACAAAGGCCUAAAAUUGGGAAUUUUCCAUUCUCUUUUGUUUGUAAAUAGAAGAAUAUUGAUAAAAAAGUGCCCAAGAAUGAAAUAGAUGGAAAAUUUAAGAUCAAUUGAUCUAUUCAUUUUAACUAUCUUUGUCCUCUUUUAAUAGCGAAAUCAAGUAGUUUUAGAAGUGGAGCGGAAAUAAUUUCUAAUCGGUUAUCAAUUAAACGUUGGUGUUUUCAUUGUCAGCUCGAUUGAAUCAUAAUCAUUAUAAUAAUCUAAAGUACUUAACAAAUUAUCUUAAACAUUCUGC
Dimorphilus gyrociliatus is the source of this 2222-nucleotide messenger RNA. Lineage: Eukaryota; Metazoa; Annelida; Polychaeta; Dinophilidae. The record is from the annotation of a GenBank genome assembly.